This is a messenger RNA of Anthostomella pinea, 1629 nucleotides long. Lineage: Eukaryota; Fungi; Ascomycota; Sordariomycetes; Xylariales; Xylariaceae. The record is from the annotation of a GenBank genome assembly.
AUGGCUUCCACCGAGAAGGAGCAGCCCGUCACGGACCCCGUCCAAGCCGUGGACAGCAGCUCCCAGGACGAAGGCAUCCACGAAUACCGAGAAGCUAAGGGCUACGAGGUCGACGUUGAGGAUGCCGCCGCCGCCGGCGGCGCAGUCAAGCUCGCAAAGGAUGGCCGGACUCGCCUAAUUCCACGGCCUAGUGACGACCCUGCCGAUCCGCUGAACUGGAGUCAACGAAAGAAGAACAUCAUCUUGGCGGUUGUCGCAUUUUGCGCGCUUCUGCCUGACUAUGGCUCGGCGACUGGUGCGGUUACUCUGCUUCCACAGGCUGCGCAAUGGAACAUGACCGAAGAUGAGGUGAAUGCCUCGCAGGUCGGCAACGUGUUCAUGCUGGGAGCUGGAGGUAUCUUCGGUAAGGUCAACCCGAAGAGGCGAUUGCAGACCCUUGCAGCUGGCAUUGAUGCUGACAAGGGUGUAGUUGUGGCCUUCAGUGCCUUUUUCGGCCGACUGCCGGUCAUGUUCUACUUCCUCGUCGUCGCCCUCCCUACCGCAGCCUGGUGUGCUGCCGCAACAAACUUCGAGUCGUUCGAGACAGCUCGCAUCCUCAACGGCUUCUUCUCGACGGUGUCGCAAGUCAACGGAUUGAUCAUCAUCCAGGACAUGUUCUUCUUUCACGAGCGCGCACGGAAGAUCAACAUCUGGGCGUCUUUCUUCGUUAUCAGCCCGUAUCUUGGCCCGCUGCUCGCAGCUUUCCAGAUUGCCACCAAGCCAUGGCCGACUCCAUUCUGGGUCUAUACUGCUGAGACGGCCCUCGGCCUCGCUCUUACAAUUCUGUUAGUUGAGGAGACGUUCUAUGAUCGCAGAAUUCCCCAGGCGGAGCAACCUGACAGCGGCACGCGCGUUACACGACUCCUGGGAGUGGCCCAGUGGAAGUCGCGACACCUACGGAACACGAUCAGCCAGGCUUGCAUGCGUCCACUUCUCGCCCUCACCAAGCCCGUGGUCUUGAUCUCGUGCUGCUACUACUUCCUGACAUUCGCAUGGGUCGUCGGCAUCAACACGACGCUCUCGAUCUUCCUAGCGCCCCUCUACGGCUUCGGACCCAAGCAGAUCGGCUUCUUCUACUUCACGCCCGUCGUCGCGGUGAUCCUAGGCGAGACCGCCGGCCACUGGCUGCACGACAUGCUAGCAAAGCAGUACAUCCGCGCGCACAACGGGCGCUUCGAGCCCGAGGCUCGGCUGCGAGCCAUCGCCGUCGCGCUGCCCUUCAUGGUGGUCGGGCUCGUUCUCCUGGGCCAGUGUCUCGAGAACGGCUGGCACUACAUGGCCACGUCGGUGUCGUGGGGCCUGUACACGUUCGGCAUCAUGAUCACCACUGUCGCCGUCUCGUCGUAUAACCUCGACUGCUACCCUGAGGCUUCGGGCGAGGUCUCGGCCUGGGUCAAUAACUCGCGGACGCUCGGAGGGUUUGUGGUUAGUUAUUUUCAGGUCCGCUGGGCCGAGGCUUCGGGCACGAGGGUCAGCUUUGGUAUUCAGGCGGCGGUGUGCGCGGCGGCGUUCCUGCUGAUUGUGCUGCUUAUGGUCAAGGGGAAGGCGAUGAGGAUUUGGUCGGGGCCGCUGCGGUUUGCUACUACGUGA